Molecule: messenger RNA, 1336 nt
Organism: Cylicocyclus nassatus
Lineage: Eukaryota; Metazoa; Nematoda; Chromadorea; Rhabditida; Strongylidae
Source: the annotation of a GenBank genome assembly
GUUUACAGAUGACGUCGGACGACCCCAAGGUGGUGGCCUAUGAGGUCGAGUCACUCCGAAAACUCGCAUUCUUCGGAAUUGCGAUCUCAACAGUGGCAACUCUGACGGCCAUCAUCGCAGUGCCCAUGCUGUACAAUUAUAUGCAGCAUGUGCAGUCGUCCCUUCAAACUGAGGUCGACUUCUGCCGGCACCGCACAGAUGGCCUCUGGGAUGAGUAUGGCCGAUUCGAGCACUUGAAGGGAGUGAACGGACGUAUUAAGCGAUCAGUUGUUCACCGUGGAAAUGGCGUCACAGGUCGUGCCACACACCGACGAGCUGUCGCCCAUGGUGCUUCCAGCUAUGAUGGCGGCUACGGCGCCAGCGGUUAUGACAGCGGUGUGACAGGAGGAACGACCGGCGGUCAAACCUGCUGCUCAUGCGGAAUUGGACCCGCAGGACCUCCAGGACCUCCUGGUCCAGAUGGACAACCCGGCGCAGACGGAGCUCCAGGUAUGGAUGGCGCUCCUGGUAACGAUGCCGCACCAGAUGCUAUUCCUACUGCUGCCGACUUCUGCUUCGAUUGCCCACCAGCACCAGCUGGACCACCCGGCAAACCUGGACCUCCUGGCCCAGCCGGAGCUCCUGGACCCGCCGGAACCGACGGCGGAGCUGCUCAACCUGGCCCACCAGGACCACCUGGACCACCCGGACCACCCGGACCAGAUGGACCACCAGGACCCGCCGGACAACCUGGAGCCCCUGGACAAAUCACCGAAGUUCCCGGACCAGCAGGACCCCCUGGACCACCCGGACCCCCAGGACCACCUGGACCACCUGGAGCUCCCGGACCCAGCGGCACCUCUGUACAAGGACCCCCAGGACCCCCAGGAGACCCAGGACCAGAUGGACCUCCAGGACCACCCGGAGCACCUGGACCAGCUGGACCACCAGGAGCCGCUGGAGCUGGCGGAAGCUGCGACCACUGCCCACCUCCCCGUACUGCUCCCGGUUAUUAAACAAAGAACGGAUAUGCUCAUUACUGCCAUCGUUGGUCUGGCUUGCCGGACAAUGUAUAGUAUUAAAUAGCGGGCGUAAAUCAUACAAAAACACAUCACGAUGUUUUAGAAUUUGGGUAGUUUGGCCUUCAUUAGAUCCUGUCCAGCAGCCGUGCAAAAGUGUGCGAGUCGUCGGGAUCGAUCUCUUUCGUAAAUUUUUGGGCAAAACAAACAUUCGAAUAUCGUGUUCACAUUGUGCUUCUCAUACCGUACAUCACAUCAUUUGAGAGAUAGAGACGUAAACCGUUCAACAUCGACUUGCUUGAAUGUUUAUUGAAUCUAUUGAAUAAAAUUUUGCAAAC